CUCACCUGGUCAGAGUCAGGUAAGCGUCGGUCUGCUCUCCAUGGGAGGCGGAAGAGUCUUCCAAAGUCUCCAACAGCGGCACGAAGGGGCUGCGGCCCGGGGCCGUCAUGUCGGCCCCCGCUGAGGCCCGGACCGGAAGAGGAGACAAUCCAGUGACCGAUAGAAACAGCUCCGCGGCGGCCCCGCAUAUCAAUGGCAGUCUCAUUAUCCUUUGGUAAUUCUGGAAUUUCCACCAAGAUUGUUUUAAAAACUCAUUUGGCAGUAUUCCAGGAACCAAACUGUUGAUUUGGGGGACACCCACUUGAAAAAGGCUCAAGCCGCUUCUGGACAAGGCAGCGCCAGCGGGCCCGGAGGUUCCAGCGACUCCCGCGGACGCUCCACCUGCGCGCCCCCAGCGAGGUUUCCGGGAACCGCGGCGCGGCGCGGCGCUCGGCGGGCAGAGGCGGGGAACCAUGGCAACUGAUGAAGAUAACAAAAAACAAGUUCUUAAGGAGUAUGGGCCAGCUGAAGAAUUUAUGAAAGAUGAACAAAACCAGAAAUUAAUUAGUGAAAUUGAAAAGGAAAAUACUCAGUUAAAGGAGGAGAUCCAAAAGCUUGAAGCUGAGUUGCAAGCGACAACCAGGAACUCCCAGAUUAACGAGGAUAUUCCCGAAACAAAGAUAAAGUUCACAGCUGUAGAGAAUCCUGAGAGUGACAGCCAGUUUUCAAAUAUCUCCUAUUCGUGUCAAGUGAGCUCAAAAGUCCCUUAUGAGCUACAAAAAGGACAAGCACUUAUCACCUUUGAAAAAGAAGAAGUUGCCCAAAAUGUGAUCAGAAUGGGGCACCAUCAUGUGCAGAUACAGGAUGUAAAUGUGAAGGUGAUGGCCAGCCCGGUUCCAUUAAACUCAGGAGUCAGAUUCCAGGUUCACGUAGAAGUGUCUAAAAUGAAGAUCCACGUUACUGACAUUCCUGAUGAACUGCCUGAAAGUCAGAUGAGAGACAAGCUAGAACUGAGUUUUUGUAAGUCCCGCAACGGAGGCGGAGAAGUGGACUGCGUGGCGUACGACAAGCAGUCCCGGAGCGCCGUCGUCACGUUUGUGGAAAGUGGAGUUGCUGACAAGAUUUUGAAAACAAAAGACUAUCCUCUUUAUAUAAAUCAAAACUGCCAGAGAGUUACUGUUUCUCCGUACACAGAAACAUACCUGAGAAAGUUUCAGGUAUUUUCAGGAGUAUCUAAGAAGACAGUGCUUCUGACUGGACUGGAAGACCUUCAGAUAACAGAUGAAGAAACUGUAGAGGAUUUUAUUAACAUUCACUUUCAACGGGAGAAGAAUGGAGGUGGAGAAGUCGAGGUAGUCAAGUGUUCCCUUGGGCAACCUUACAUAGCAUACUUUGAAGAAUAGACUCAUGGAAUCAUAUGAAAAUUAGAGCUUUUGAACCCAAAUCACUGUUAAUGCUUGACAAAAAUGAAUAUCCUUUUCCUUAAAAAAAUGAAAAAUUUAAUUCUUUAGUGUUUGUUUAUUCUUAGAUACAAAAUAUAUUUCUGUUUUUGAAUUCUUUGU
This is a messenger RNA of Balaenoptera acutorostrata (minke whale), 1541 nucleotides long. RefSeq names its product N-myc and STAT interactor (gene NMI). The transcript is spliced from 10 exons. The coding region runs from base 453 to 1382 and encodes 309 amino acids. The record is from RefSeq and is a predicted model, not a curated record. NCBI's taxonomy places the organism in Eukaryota, Metazoa, Chordata, Mammalia, Artiodactyla, Balaenopteridae. Gene Ontology annotation, molecular function: nucleic acid binding. Gene Ontology annotation, cellular component: cytoplasm.